Molecule: messenger RNA, 2256 nt
Organism: Achroia grisella
Lineage: Eukaryota; Metazoa; Arthropoda; Insecta; Lepidoptera; Pyralidae
Product: probable peroxisomal acyl-coenzyme A oxidase 1
Exons: 13
Coding region: 89-2086 (665 amino acids)
Biological process (GO): lipid homeostasis; fatty acid beta-oxidation using acyl-CoA oxidase
Cellular component (GO): peroxisome
Molecular function (GO): acyl-CoA oxidase activity; FAD binding; fatty acid binding
Source: RefSeq, a predicted model, not a curated record
ACACCCAUAUGUCAGUAUCAAACCGUAUUCUCCGAAGGUCGGUCGUGUGCGCAUCUUGUCUAUCUACGGUCGUUACUUCAACAGCAUCAUGAGUGAAGUAAACAAAGAUUUACUGAAAGAAAGGCUCCAAUGUACAUUUGAUAUAGAUGAAAUGACAACAUUUUUUUAUGGAGGACCGCAGAAAAACUUCAACCGGAAACAGAGAGAUACUGCAAUGUUGAGCGGUUCAGAAGAAUUCCGCAAUGAAGUGCCCGAAGAUUAUUUCAGUCACAAGGAACACUAUGAGGACGGAAUAAAAAAAUCAGUGGCCAUAUUUAGCUUAGUACGAAAAAUGCAGAGGGAAGGACUUACUAGUAUUACAGAUUACAGGGAUGCAUUAUCAGGUUUACUGGGCUCAGCAGUAGUUCGUGACGGGUCUGCAUUAGCUUUGCACUACAUUAUGUUCAUGCCCGCAAUACUGAACCAAGGCAACGAGGAACAGCAAGCGCAGUGGUUACCACGAGCUUGGGACUUCAACAUUCUUGGUAGUUAUGCGCAGACGGAGUUAGGGCAUGGCACAUUUAUUCGAGGCUUAGAAACGACAGCUACAUACGAUCCGGCAACUAAAGAGUUCGUUCUGAAUACUCCCACCCUUAGCUCUUACAAGUGGUGGGCUGGUGGAUUGGGGCAGACAGCGAAUUAUUGCAUUGUCAUAGCGCAAUUAUAUACGAAAGGUGAAUGCCAUGGUAUCCACUCGUUCAUAGUCCAGUUGAGGGACGAGGAAACUCAUGAGCCUUUACCUGGCAUCAAGGUCGGCGAGAUCGGGGCUAAACAGGGACUUAACGCUGUCAAUAAUGGAUUCUUGGGGUUGGAUAAUGUUAGGAUACCCAGGAACCAGAUGCUAAUGAAACACGCACAGGUCUUAGAGGAUGGUACAUAUGUGAAAUCGAAGAACAGCAAGUUAAAUUACGGGGCCAUGGUGUUUGUGAGGGUGGUGAUUGUUUUUGACAUGGUGAAUUAUUUGGCCAGAGCGAUCACUAUUGCCAUCCGUUAUUCUGCUGUCCGUAGACAGUCACAGUUAAAAGAGGGUGAACCCGAGGUACAAAUAUUGGACUAUAUAAUGCAGCGGCAUAAGUUAUUUAUUGGUAUAGCAGCAUGCCACGCUUACAGAAUAACUGGUAGCAAGCUGUGGGAUACAUUUCACGAUUUUCAAGAACAACUCCAAGGUGGUAACCUGGACAGGUUACCAGAGAUGCAUGCACUGGCGUGCUGCCUGAAAGCGAUGUGUACGUCUGACAUUACGGCACUGGUAGAGAACUGCCGUAGGGCUUGUGGUGGCCAUGGAUACAUGAGAUCUUCAAAUCUGCCCACCUUGUAUGGCAUGGUCACUGCCGGGUGUACUUAUGAGGGAGAAAAUACUGUAUUAUUAUUACAAACUGCUAGAUUUUUAGUCAAGACUUGGCAGCAAAUUGACACAAAGCCCUUAACUCCAACGGUGUCUUAUUUGAAAACUGCAGGAGCCUUUGCUGGCAAAUGGGAGAAUAGUGUUGAUGGAAUAAUUCGUGGACUACAAGUAGUGGCUGCCAGCAAAAUAAAAACAUGUGUUGAAAACAUGAAAAAGCGAGUAGUAUCCGGCAUGAGCUUUGAAGAUUCUUGGAACGUUUCUUCUGUGCAGUUGGUCGCCGCAGCUGAGGCACAUUGCCGAGUAAUCAUAAUUUCGACCUUCCACGAAGAGGUAUCAAAAAUGAUGCCAUCAGUAUCAGAGCGGCUGCGACCUGUUCUCCAGCAGUUGGUGGAAUUGUAUGCUGUUUAUUGGGCUUUGGAAAAAUUGAGUGAUUUAUUAUUGUAUACAUCAAUUGGUAAAGAAGACGUGGACAAACUCCAGUAUUGGUACGAAGAAUUGUUGAGGAAAAUUCGGCCGAAUGCAGUUGGUCUAGUGGAUGCUUUCGACAUACCUGACAACAUGUUGAAUUCAACGCUGGGCGCGUACGACGGCCGCGUGUACGAGCGCCUGAUGGAGGAAGCCCUGAAGAGUCCUUUGAACGCGGAGCCAGUCAACAGCUCCUUCCACAAAUACCUCAAGCCGUUCAUGCAGGGAAAACUAUGAUAUUGUAUUUGUUGAUUACGAUCUCAUUGUGCUAAUUUUAAAGUAAAACGAUUGAAAUGUGGGCAUGUUAAUUCUUCCGGUCACCAAGACGGCUUCAAAUGAUAAUUACCUGUCUAAUUGUAAGUCGAGUAAUGACUUUCACAUUUAGGAUAAUAGCAAUAAAAAUAUAU